AUGGCUGCUGUCAAGAACACCGCUAAGACCUUCAAGCUCAACACGGGCGACUCUAUGCCCGCAAUCGGCCUGGGCACAUGGCAAUCACCGCCAGGCCAGGUCGAGAAGGCCGUCGAGGCGGCCCUGAGGGCGGGGUACCGGCACAUUGACACGGCGCUGGCGUACGGCAAUGAGAAGGAAGUCGGUGCCGGCAUCCGCGCAUCUGGGGUGCCGCGGGAGGAGAUCUGGCUCACCACCAAGCUGGACAACACAUGGCACAAGGACGUGACCAAGGGGAUCGACAGCUCCCUUGAGAGCCUCGGCACGAGCUAUGUUGAUCUCUACCUCAUGCACUGGCCUUCCAGCACCGAUCCCAACGACACCAAGAAGCACUAUCCCGACUGGGACUUUGUCGAUACCUGGCGGGAGAUGCAGAAGUUGGUUGGCACCGGCAAGGUCAAGAACAUUGGUGUCAGCAACUUUGGGAUUAAGAACCUCGAGAGGCUGCUGAACGAUCCAAGCUGCAAGAUUGUCCCGGCUGUCAACCAGAUCGAGCUUCACCCGGGGAACCCGUCGCCUAAGCUGGUUGCGUACUGCAAGGAGAAGGGCAUCCAUUGCUCGGGAUACUCGCCACUCGGCAGCAGUGAAUCGCCGCUGUACAGCAAUGAGACGAUCGCGUCCAUUGCAAAGGCCAAGAACCGCAGUGCGCAGCAGGUUCUGCUCAUGUGGGGUUUGCAGAAGGGAUGGAGCGUUCUUCCGAAGAGUGUCACGGAAUCGCGGAUCAAGGCGAACUUUGACCUGGAUGGCUGGAGCUUGACUGACGAGGAGGUGGCUAAGAUUGAUGCGAUCCCGGAUCGCUUCAAGGUUUGUGGUGACGCCUGGCUGCCGGUCAAGGUGUUCUUCGGGGACGACGAGUGA
Messenger RNA from Canariomyces notabilis, 897 nucleotides. Its product is annotated as Aldo/keto reductase. The transcript is spliced from 3 exons. Gene Ontology annotation, molecular function: aldose reductase (NADPH) activity. The record is from RefSeq and is a predicted model, not a curated record. The coding region runs from base 1 to 897 and encodes 298 amino acids. NCBI's taxonomy places the organism in Eukaryota, Fungi, Ascomycota, Sordariomycetes, Sordariales, Chaetomiaceae. Gene Ontology annotation, cellular component: cytosol.